Nematocida major is the source of this 1398-nucleotide messenger RNA. RefSeq lists its product as uncharacterized. The transcript has a single exon. Lineage: Eukaryota; Fungi; Microsporidia. The coding region runs from base 1 to 1398 and encodes 465 amino acids. The record is from RefSeq and is a predicted model, not a curated record.
AUGUUUUCUCGAAAAGGCGCCUGCAGACCAUACAGAAACGGAAAUCAACAAAAAAUGCUGAUUGAUUUGAUUCAAAAUGUUGUUUAUAUAAUUUGUGCUUCAAAAAGAAAAAACAUGAGAGUAGUUGUGGGCAUUGUGGCGUUGCUUUUUUUAAUAUCAAUGUAUAUGUAUAUGCCUGUCUUGAGGGCAGAGUUCGGGAUGCGGACAAGAAAGGCGGACAAGACACAUAAAAGCAGAACAGCGGAGAAAGCCGCCAAACAAAAUCCUAAAACUAGCGCGAUGCUCUUGUUUAACAAAUUCGAAGCAAAUUAUCGUUCUCCAAUGGCCGUAUCACGCAUAGAAAAUUCAAGAGUAGUAUACAAAAUGGUGGAUGGGCUGAAGCUUCGAAAAUACGCAAUACAUGGCCAGGAAGAAAAUCCGUGUUUAUACGACAGCCCAAGUUUUACUCCUUCUACAAGCAAAGAACUGACUGCAGCAGUAUGCGGCGUGUCUCAAGAUGCAUACUAUAAUCCGUUGAGAAGCAUUUUCACAGAGUCUCGGCAAUACCGCGAAAUACUUUUAGACGAAAUGUCGAGUAUCUCGCCUAGUAAAAAACACGCGUUUAUUAAGGGCGUGCAAGAUACAUGCAUGGAAAAUGGAAGAAGCUAUGCAAUUAUUUACUGGGUUAUCAGCCAAUUCUGCCAAUUCUGGCAUGCAGGUGGUAUGGUCAGUUCAACUGGUAUAGGCCACUGCAUCUCGUCUGCGGUGCUGGCAUGCGAACUGGCUCGAGAAGACAUGUACAACAAAAUGUCCGCAACUUCUUUAAAGUACAAACGGCUUCUGCGCAACCUGUACGAGAAAUACGAUGAGAAAGACCAUGCGCUGUUUUCAUUCAGGCUUGUUUCAGAACUAGACGGAAUGUCAGCCCAUCAGACAGGGGUUUCCGAGCUAUUCAAUGCUUUAAAACGAAUGAUCGCUUCAUUAUCCGCCGAGAUAUCCCCUAACGGCAUUUCAGUUAAUAUGGAUUGCCCUGUGGAAGACAUCUCCUCUUCUACUAAAAAGGAAGCCAAGAACUGCGAAUCUGAUCAGGCGUGCUCAAAGGAAUUUGAGUUGGACGAGCAGGUCUAUCUGCAAACACGCAAUAAUAUAGAAAGUCCCUUGUAUGAUAUAGCAGAUAAAAUAUCAAAGAUUGACAUAAUGCUAACCACUUUAAAAAUUUCCUUAGGUACAAAAAGCUACUGUGUACAUGUAAAUGAUUCUGACAUAGAAUUCUUUAACGCAAAGACCGUUAAAAAGGGCAUGAUUGUGUUUUCAGACCUUUUGGAAAAAUAUGCAAUUAAAGCAGCAGAAUGUGAAAAAGCAAUGGAAUAUUUAAACCCAGAAACAGAUGAUUACCCUCAGGAGCAGACAGCAGAUUAG